Penicillium samsonianum is the source of this 1056-nucleotide messenger RNA. RefSeq names its product putative sexual development protein (LsdA). The record is from RefSeq and is a predicted model, not a curated record. The transcript is spliced from 2 exons. The coding region runs from base 1 to 1056 and encodes 351 amino acids. NCBI's taxonomy places the organism in Eukaryota, Fungi, Ascomycota, Eurotiomycetes, Eurotiales, Aspergillaceae.
AUGCGCUUCCACAUUGCGGCCCUUCUGGGCGUGGCCCACUUGGCUUUUGCUGCUCCGUUUCUGAAUGGGUCGACUCGCCGUCUUCCGGAUGGAAUGCCUAAUCCAAGCCCCAGUGAGCUGGAGACGAUUGAGUUGAAUGCACACGGAACUCUGCCAAACGGACCUCCUCCCGUUGGUAUCAGCGAAGGCGGAAUCACCAACCUCAAGCUUAUCGCAUUCAACGAACUGUUUGAAGUUGCCUUCUUCGAUCAACUGAUCACAAACAUCACCGACAAGGCCAUGGGGUAUCGCUUCACUGAUGACGAGGAUUAUGACUUUGUUUUGAACGGCUUGAAGGUGAUUCUGGCUCAAGAGGAGCUCCAUGCCCUGGACGCCAACAACGCCUUGGCCCAUGUUGGCAUUGACCCAAUCGAGCCUUGCCAAUAUACUUUCCCGGUUCAUGACUAUGAUGCAGCCCUUUUGCUCGCCACCACAUUCACAGAUGUAGUUUUGGUAACCCUCCAGGACGUCGUGGAGAGAUUUGCUCUCGGCGGUGACUUCGCGCUGACACGCGGGAUUUCUUCCGUUAUUGGCCAGGAGGGAGAACAGCAGGGUUGGUUCCGCGUCAUGCAGGGCAAGGUCCCUAGUGAAUUGCCUUUCUUGACGACCAGUGAUCUCAAUUUUGCCUUCACUGCUAUUCAAAACUUUGUCGUGCCCGGGACUUGCCCCAACAUUGACUCCAUUCCGCUUAAAACUUUUGCACCUCUCAACGUCAUCACGCCCCCGGCCGGCGAGACCAAAAACAUCAAGGUUUCCUUCGAUGAUCCCGAUGGGAUCGAUGAAGACACGCUGUGGCUCACUUAUAUCAAUCAGCGGAAUCUGCCGAUCGUGGAACCUCUCCGAAUUAUCUCGAAGGAAAACGGCACGAUUACUGCAAAAGCUUUGUUCCCCUAUGAGGCACAUGAGAUGAACGGCUUGACCAUCGCCGUGGUGACCAAAACCGAGGGACCAUUCCCAAAUGCAUACAGUGUGGCGAACGAAACUCUCGCCGGACCUGGCCUUUUCAUCAUCAACUAA